Messenger RNA from Dictyostelium discoideum AX4, 6198 nucleotides. RefSeq lists its product as hypothetical. The record is from RefSeq and is a predicted model, not a curated record. The transcript is spliced from 2 exons. The coding region runs from base 1 to 6198 and encodes 2065 amino acids. NCBI's taxonomy places the organism in Eukaryota, Evosea, Eumycetozoa, Dictyosteliales, Dictyosteliaceae.
AUGAAUAAAGAUAAUAAUGGAAAUAAAAAAGAUAAAGAUAAAAAUAAAAAUAAUAGUACUAAUAAUAAUAAUAAUAAUGAAGAUAAACAUAUGUUCACAUAUGGAAUAAAAGAUAAUAAUAAACAUACACAACCAAAACCAAACAAUUACCAAAUUCCAUCUCAUUUACAAAAGUAUUCAAAAUUUAAAAAUUCAUAUUAUAACACCAAUUUUGAAAGUGAUAAAAAGAAAGAAUCACCCCAACUUCCAUCUAAACAACAACCACCACAACAACAACAACAACAACAACUACAACAACAACCACAACAACAACCACAAGCAACUUUUUCAAAAAAUCAUAUUGAUAAAAUCCAAGAAACUUUAAACAAUGCAAAAUCUAAAUCUAAAACAAAUAAAAAGCUUGAUCACUUUAUCCACAAGGAUAAACAUUUAAAAAAUGAAAGUACAUUGCAAAUUACUGACCCCAAAACAACAACAACCACUACAACCACAACAACUACUACUCCUACCACCACUACCACUACAACUUCCAAAGAUAAAGAUAAAGAUAAAGAUACAGAUAAACAACAGCAAAAACAAAGGGAGGAAAUAAAUGGAAAAGAAGAAGAAAAAGAAGAAAAGGAUCAAUCAAUUUUUAUAAUAAAAAAAAAUACAUUUGAAAUACAAUUUAAUGAUAAAAAUAAUAAAAAUAAAAAUAAUAAUAAUAAUAAUAAUACAAUAUUAACAAAUGAUGAAAAUGAAAUUAAAUUAAUAAAUGAAAAAGAUGAUGAAAUAAUUAGAAUUAAUAAGAUUAGAGAAAGACAAAAUUCAUUUCCAUCAUUAUUUCCACACUAUAAUAAAUUUACAAACGUUCAUGCAUCAGUAUCAUUACAUAAUCCAUUCAUAAGGUCAGAUCAUGGAUAUAGAUUCAUUUUAUAUAGAUUCCCACAUUUAAAAAAUAGUAAUAUUAAAUCAUAUAAUUUCUGUAGAAAUAUUACAAUCUCUCAUCUUCAUUUCGAUCCAAAACAAUCUAUUGAUCGUUCAUUGAAAAAUAUUACAUUAUUUUUAAAAAGAAAUCAAUUCUUAGAUCCCAAUAUUGAAAGAAUUUGUCAUAAAGAAAUUUUAAAUAGUAAUAGACAUAGAAAAAUUAGAUUAUCAACACCAAUUAAUAAUAAUAAUAAUAACACUAAUAAUAAUUUAUCAAUUGAUUUAACAUCACCAUAUUCCUCUUCACUAACUUUUGAUAAAAAAAACUCAAAGAAAUCUAAAAAGAAAAUAUCAUUUGAACCUACUCCAACAAUUUUAACAACAAGAUUAAGAACAAGAUUAAAUCAACAACAACCACCACCACCGCAACAACAACAAGAUAAAGGUAAUGAAAAAGAAGUACAAGAAGAGGGGGAGGAGGAGGAAGAAAUUGAACAAUCAGAUAGAGAUACUGAAACUGAUUUUGAAAAUUUUAGUGAUUACUAUGAUGAAGAUGAUUAUGACGAUGGUAGUGAAGAUGAUUAUGAUCCAAAUAAUGAUGAAAGUAUAUUAGAUGAUGAUAUAUCAUCAAUGGGUGAAAUGGAAUCUGAAUCUGAAUCUGAGUCUGAAACUUUUAUUAGAAUUGAUGAAGAUGGUAAUACAUUUUCUGGCAAUGGUGCUGGUGCUGGUACUGGUGGUAGUGGUGGAAAUAAAAAAGAUAAAUCUAAUAUUAGUAAUAUCGGAUUCAAUCAUUUAGAUAAAUCAACUCAAUUUAAUGAAAGAAUGUUUGGUGGUUCAAGAUUACAUUAUGAAACAUUUGGUAAUGAUAAAUUCAUUAUACUAUCAACUGGUCCAAUUAUGAAUGUUUUAUCAAUUUAUCAUUUAAAUGAUAACAAUUCAAAUUCUUUCCCAUUAGAAUAUAACUAUGAAUCACAUUCAUUAGCAUAUUAUAAAGUACCACAAACAAUUUUAAAUAUUUCAAUUUCAACAAUUUCAACAAAAGUGCAUGAUAAUAAUAAUAAUAAUAAUAAUAAUAAUAAUAAUAAUAAUAAUAAUAAUAAUAAUAAUAAUAAUAAUAAUAAUAAUAAUAAUAAUAAUAAUAAUAAUAAUAAAGUAGAUGAACCAUCUAUAGAAGAAGUUGGUGAUAGUGAGGAAGAAGAAGAAGAAGAAGAAGAAGAAGAAGAAGAAGAAGAAGAAGAAGAAGAAGAAGAAGAAGAAGAAGAAGAAGAAGAAGAAGAAGAAGAAGAAGAAGAAGAAGAAGAAGAAGAAGAAGAAGAAGAAGAAGAAGAAGAAGAAGAAGAAGAAGAUGAAGAUGAAGAAGAAAAUCAAUUAAUUCAAAUUGAAUUAUUAAAUAAUUAUACAUUUUCAGAUAGAAUUAUGGAUGUUUGCGUAUCAAAGAAAAUUAUAAAUCAAUCUUUUGUAUUAUUGGAGAAUUCUUCAAUAUUUAAAUUAAAUUUUAAUUUAACCCUAAUUUCAAAGAGUUUAAUUCCAAUUGAACCAUUUGAAUUCAUUCCUCCAAUAAUUGAAGAGGAUGAACAACAAAACCAACAAAAGCAAGGAGAAGAAGGAAAAGAAGGAGAAGGAAAAGGAAAAGAAGAAGAAGAAGGAGAAAAAGAAGAACAAAAUCAAAAUGGUAGUAGUGUGGAACAACUAUCAAGAAAAAAACAAUAUAGUCCAUACGAAUGGAUGAGAUUUAAAUUAAAUAUAGCAGAAACUCAAAUUAUUUUAUCAUAUUCAAAUAAAAUCAUAUUAUUUGAUUUACAAUGUGAAAAUAUUAAACGUAGAAAAUUAUUAGAAUCAAGUGAACAUGAAAAAGGAAUUAUCAAUGGAUUCGAGUUAAUUGAUGGUUACCCAUUUCAUAUUAUAAUUUCAACUGAUAAAUAUUUAUUUUUAUUUGAUACACGUUAUAUUGAUAAUCCAUUAAUUUGUUGGAGAAAUCCAAAAACUUUUAAUUCAAUUAGUAGCAGUGGUGGUAGUGGUAGAAAUAAUAAUAAUGGUAAAAUUGGUGGUGGUAAUGGUAUUACUAUUAAAGUUUUACAACAUUUAAUUCAAUCACAUGAUGAUUUAAUAUUUAUAUUGGUUUCAAAUUCAAUUAGUGGUGAUAUUUCAAUAUUUCAAUAUUCAUUUGGUAGAGCACCUACAACUCUAUCAUUACCAUUCAUGCCAAUUAUUGGUCCAAAAGGUUCAUUAUCUGAAAGUUUUUUCGAAUCAUCUUUUCAAAAUUUAUUAAGAACUGAUUAUAGUAGUAGUAGUAGUAGUAGUACCAGUAAUAAUAAUAAUAAUAAUUUUAUAAAUGAAAUUUAUCAAGCAAUACCAUGUUCAACACCAUUCACACCAAUUACUUCAUUUGGUGAAAGAAGUGUUGGUGGUAGUAGCAAUAAUGGUGAUAUUAAUUAUUAUAACACUGUAAUUAAUGAAAAUGAUAUUAAUAAUAUUAAUAGUGGUAUUGGUGGUGAACAAUCAGGUUGUUCGGAUUCAAAUUUUACAUGUAAUCCUUAUACUUGUUAUCCAUUGAUUGGAGUUUGUUUAAUACCAACUAUAGUUCAUAAUUUAGUUGGUAUUACAAUAUUACAAUUGGGAUCAUUUGGUGAUAUGACAUCAACAGUCUAUCUAUUACAAGAUAUAAUAUCAACAGAAGCAAAGAAUGAACAAUUAUUAGAUCAACAAUAUCAUUUAGAACAAAGUAAAAAAGUUGAAACUCAAAAAUACCUUUAUUGUAAAUCAAUCAUUUUUAAAAAGUUUAGAAAUCAUUCAAAUUUUAAAUCAAUCAUUGAAAAGUUGGAAUUUAAUUUCCAAGAGAUUUUAAAAAAAUUUGAAAAAGAAGAAAAACAAUUAUUAACAUCAUUUAAAAAAUAUAAAAAUAAAAAUUCAUUCACAAAUAAUAACAAUAAUAAUAAUAAUAAUAAUACAAUUAAAGAAAGUAUAAUAAAUAAUACAAAUGAAAUUGAAUCAUUAUUAGAAGAUGAUGAUAAUAAAGAAAUACAAGAAAUAUUUUCAACUACAUCAACUUCAAUUUCUGAUACAUCAACUAUUGUUUAUAAUUUAUUAUCAAUUGAUCAAUUAACCAAUCAACAAGAAGUGAGUUGUACUGGUGCUGGUGGUUCUGAUAAAUUAAUUGAUUAUUCUUUAUUUUAUAGAACACUUGAUCAACAUAUUUCAAUUGGUAGAUUAAAUGAUCGUAGAAAUAAUGGUUAUUAUUUUAGUGGUAGAUAUGCAAAGAAUCAAUGUUUUAAAAAUGUUAAAACUAAACCAAUACCAGAGAAAUUUAAAAUUAUUGAUAAACAAACUGGAAAACCUUGGAAUUCAAUCGAUUUCGAUAGUGAUAAUUUAGGUCAAGCUAUCAUUCAAUUAUUAGAGUUUUAUGGUCCACAAACUACAACUGAAUUAAUGUUUCAUUUAAAUGGUUUCUUUUUAAAUUAUGAAAUUUUAGAUUAUUUAAAAUAUUAUUCAAUUGAAACUACAACCUCUGAAAAUCAAAAUACCAACACCAACACCAAUAACAAUAACGAUGAUGACUAUAAUAAUAAAAGUAGACCAAUAUUUAAAUCAAUUAUCAAACCAAAUAAAAGUUUAUUAAAUAGAGAGAAAAUUGAUAUGGUAACUCAAGACCACGAAAUUGAAUAUGAUUUUGGUGAAGAAGAAAGAAGAGACUAUAUCGAUUUCAAUUCAACAGUUUAUCAUUUAGAUCCUUUCUUUUCAAUUGAAAAUUUAAAAUCUCAACCUUUAUUCUUAAAAACUAGACAUAGAUUCUCAAAUAAAGAUUAUAAAGGUAAAGAUUCUGUUAAAUCAAAAUAUGAUAAAAUUUAUGAUAUGGCAAAUGAACAACAAGAAAAAAAGAAAAAACAACAACAACAAAAUAAAGAAAAACAAAAUAAUAAUAAUAAUAAUAACGAACAAGAGGAGGAGGAGGAUGAUGAUGAUGAUGCACCACAAUCAAUUGCCGAUAUUUUUAAACAAGAAGAAUUAGAAAAAGAGAAACAAUUACAAGAACAACAACAAGGAGUUGAUAAAAAGAAGAAUAAAAGUCAUUAUAAAGUAGUUGUUAGAAGUUCAUUUUAUCCUGAAGAUUGGAAAAAAGAAUGGUUUGAUGGUUAUAGUGAUAUUAAUCCAAAUGCAACUAAAUUAAUUUCAAAAUUCGAGAAAUUUUCAACCAAACAGCAACAACAACAUCAACAACAAAAAGAAUAUUCAACAACCAAAUCUUCAAUCACCUCUAAAAAUGAUGAAAAUAUCAUUGAAAGAAAUAAAAGAUCAAGCGAAAAUCUUUCAUCAUCUUCUCAAAAUGGUGAUACAAAUACUUUUAAGAGAUUAAAAUCUUUCGAUCAAGAACAAUCUGAUGAUCAACAAUCAUACUCUCAAUCUACUGGUUACAACUUUACAUCUUCUCAAAAUAGAAAUGUUGGUGGUAGUAGUUUUGGUGGUAGUAGUUUUGGUGGUGGUUUUGGUGGCAGUGGUUUUGGCGGUGGUGGUGAUAGUGGUUUUGGUGGUAGUAGUGGUUUUGGUGGUGGUGGUGGUGGUGGUUUUGGUAGCUUCUUUUCAUUUCAAAAUUUAUCACAACAAGCGAAUUUGGGUGGUGAUAUCUUUUCUCAAAAUCAUCAUGAUGACAAUAAUAAUGAUGAUGAUGAGCAAAAUGAUCAACAAGAAAAAAUGUCAAUUGAAGAAAAUCAAAAGAAUUCUCAAGAAAAUGUAAAGAAAAUUGAAAAAACUAAGAAACAAAAAGAGGUGAAAUUUGAAACUAAUUCAAGAGAUGAACAAGAACCACAAGAUCAAAAACAAGAACAAGAACAAGAACAAGAACCACAACAAGAACCACAACUAUCACAACAACAACUCCAAAAACUACAACAACUACAACAACAAGAAGAAGAGGAUGAUGAAGUUGAGGAUGAAGGAAUAUCCAUACCUCAAGCAUCAAGUGAAUAUAGUUUCUUUUCAUCUUUUUCACAAAUUGGUGGUGGAAUUUCAGGAAUGUUUUCUCGUUUUACUGGUAAAAAGCCUGACCCAAUACCUACAGACAAUAAAUUUAAUGAGAUUAAUUCUGCUUCAACCUCACUACAACAACAACAACAACAACAACAACAACAACAACAACAACAACAACAACAACAACAACAACAACAACAACAACAACAACAACAACAACAACAACAACAACAACAAGAUAAUGAAGAAGAAGAGGAGGAAUACCCAUCCAAUUCUCAAUCAGAUUAUAACUUUUCACAACCUCCACCUUCAAAUUGUAGAGCACAAUAA